UGGUAUACAGUAACGAGUCGACAUUAUUCGCGUGACAAACUGCUCUGACAAGAAUUUACAGGAAAUUUUGAUUUAAUUAUAUAUAUUAGCUAUGAUCGUUUUAAGAAAAAAAAAUAUAUAUUUUUACCGCUUUUUGUUUAUAAAUUGCUAUCGAAAACUGAAUUGAAUUAUUGAAUUUUUUAUAUAAUAUAAAUUUUAAAAAUGAUUUUGUUCAUAAUUUUUAAGAUGAAAUUUUGCUUUUUUCUAAAUAAUUCUUUUCAAAUUUUUAUUGAAAAAGAAAUGAAUAAUAAAAUCUUCAUAAAACUUUUUUAACAUCAUUAAUAAAGUAAGGUUUAUUAAACCAUUUAAUGAUAUCUAUAUAUAACGAAGAAUUAUUGAUUAGUAUAGUUAAACAAAUUUUUCUUUGCAUUAAUCACUUCUACUAUAAUAAACAAUCAAACUGAAUCAAACAUCUUCAUGACUAUGUUUUUUAUUUUUUUUAUGUUUUCAAAACAAAUUUGCACUCAGCAGAGAUAAUAAUAAUUGGAUGCAUUGAUCCGUUGCUUAGUUGAAUGUAUAUAGAUAAAGUGAAAACGUAAUGAGAUAUAUCUUAUAUAUUUUAUAAGUCGAAUAGUAAUUUUCAGUAUGUGAAUUUUGUCAAAAUAUACAAUUAUUUCUUAUAUAAUGUAAUCUGAUUUUUAGGUUAUCUUUUUUAAGUGUUGUAUUGUUUGUAACAAUGAAAAAAUGUUUAAUACUGAUCUGUUUUUACUGUUGUUUAUAAUUAAUUUGUGUUCGACAAUAAUAGUUAAAUCAUUGUACAAUCAAUAUUCUAUUUUUAAUUAUUUCUAAUAAAAAUUUUUAUGCAAAAAUUAAACUAUUAACAAAUGUAUUAUAUUCACAAAAUUUCCAUAUAGCAAACUAUUUGAAUAAUAUAAAAUCAAUUCUUAUUUUUUUAUUUAUAAAAUUACAUUUGUGAUAAUAAUUACAAUAAUUGAAUGCGAAAAAUACGGCUUUUAUUUGGUAAUUAUUAGAUGUUUGAUAUCCAUUAUUCAAUCGCAAUUUACUCUACAGAGCAGGAAAUGACAGAAAAUGGAAAAUGCGCAGUACCUUAUUAUUCACCUUGAUUUCUGUUUCUUCUAUAAUAUUUGUGAAAAUUUAUACUAUUUGUAAGAAAUCUCUUAUAAUAUUAAAAAAGAAUAUCUUCCAAUAUUUAAACGUUAAGAAACAUGUCAAAUUUAUCGCCAUUUCAAUUUUAAUUAUUCAUUUUUAUUUAAAUCAUAAGAUAAAAAUACACACAUACAUAACAUUUAAUUUAAUUUUAAAUAAAAAUUAAAAGAAUAAAAAUAUAUUCAUCAAAAAAUUGAAAUGGUACAUAAAUGCAAAUAUCUUUGCAAGUCACAACAUGGAUAUGUAUUCUGACGAUCUCAUAAAAUAUAAAAUGGUGGUGGAGCAGUCGACGCAACAUUCUUAAAACACGCAUGCGCGCGCCUGCGCCACAGAAAAGUAGUACGCUGGACUUUUCAUUUCACGGAAUCGUGCACGUCUUUUCAUGGCAUACAAAAUUUUGCAACGAAUGUGAACAGAAUUCAUACGUCGAGGUGCGCAGUGAUCAGUGCGCAUUGUCAGCCUGAAACACAGUGAGCAGAUCAGUGGGAGAGUCGAGUGUAAUGUCUGAUAAGACAAGCGAUGGACAACCGUGAGAGUGCAUGAUCGUAUUUUCAAUUUUGACAGUUCAACGAAGAAGUGACUGAAAAGAUAUCAAGUAUUCAUGAAAAGCACUAUAAUCAUACUUAAUAUGUAUAAUUUGAUGUGCCAUUAAUCAAGAUAGUCUAACGAAAGACUAAUUCAGAAAAUCGCACGAACAGAAAAAAAGCACGAGUGGUCAGUGUGUGUGCGCGUUGUUGAGCACUACGUGUCUUUUGUUGGAAUAGACAUACUAUAUAACAAAAAAGUUUGUCUUUAUUAAAAGAAAUAAAAUAAAAUUAUUCGAUAUCUGUCUUAAGUUUUUCCAUUAACAAACAAAGGCUGAUUCUGGUGUUGCCUUUGAGGACUAGAUAUAACACUGCCUCUCUUUUUCCCUCUCUUUCGUUCUUGUUCUUGAGGACGAGGAAGAAGAAUGGAGGCGAUAGCAAAGCACGAUUUUACAGCGACGGCCGAAGAUGAGCUUAGUUUUCGAAGAAGCCAAAUCUUAAAGAUUCUGAAUAUGGAGGAUGAUAUGAAUUGGUACAGAGCUGAAUUAGAUUCCAGAGAAGGACUCAUUCCAAGUAAUUAUAUAGAGAUGAAAAAUCAUGACUGGUAUUAUGGAAGGAUAACCAGAGCAGAUGCAGAAAGACUAUUAAUGAACAAACAUGAAGGCGCCUUUCUUAUUAGAAUCAGUGAAAGUUCUCCUGGUGAUUUCUCUUUAUCUGUGAAAUGUUCAGACGGUGUACAACAUUUCAAAGUAUUAAGAGAUGCUCAAGGUAAAUUUUUCCUCUGGGUGGUCAAAUUUAACAGUCUUAAUGAAUUAGUAGAAUAUCACCGUACAGCAUCUGUAUCUCGUUCACAAGAUGUUAAACUGAGAGAUAUGGUACCAGAAGAAUGUUUAGUGCAAGCAUUAUAUGAUUUCCAACCUCAAGAACCUGGUGAACUUGAAUUCAAACGAGGUGAUGUAAUUACUGUUACUGAUCGUACAGAUCAACACUGGUGGCAUGGAGAAAUUGGUAAUAGACGAGGCCUGUUUCCUUCUACAUAUGUUACUCCAUAUCACUCCUAGGCCUCAUGUUGUGCACACAGAGGCCAAAGGCAUCGGCCACAUUAUCCCACCACUAUCACGUACAGGAUCAGACUUACUGCAGAAUUAAUCAACAACAUUUUACAAACUCCACCUAUUGAAUGGGCUACCAGGAUGUAUUGGUGGUCUAGACGUAGAGUUGUUUAAAUGAAAUCAAUAUUAUCGCCAAUAUUUUUUAUUGGUCUCAUUGAAAAAAAUUCUUCAUAUUUAGUAAUUUAUAUAAACAAAUGUAGAGUUCCUGAUAUAGUAUAUAACAGGGUAGCUUUUUUGUUAUUGGAUUUAUUAGAGGAAUUUUUCAUUGGGACUAAUACUGCUAUUCAACAUGUUUGAUAGAUGUGGGUAUUGUAUAAUAGACACCACAUUAAAUUAUCUUAAAUUUAAUUUUCAUGAAUACUCAAGUAGAAAAUAGAUCUGAGAGAUAAAAUUACAAUAUUUAAAUAUAAUAAAUGAAAUUUUAAUGGUGUUUUCUAUAUCUUGGUAGUCCAUUGAUGGAGUAUAUGUAAAACUUAUAAUAUUAAUUAUAUACGUCAGUAAAGAAAAAUAUUGAUCGUAUUAAGAAGGAAGAUGCGUAUUAUUUCAAAACAGGUUUAUAAACGGGCUGGCAUAAACGUUGUAUUUUUCAAUACGAAUUUAUUGUUUGAAGUACGGGGACCUUGGUGAUAAAAAGCCUAGUAAGCUAUCCAUAUGCGAGAUACAAAAGAACUUUAUAUAGAUAUAUAGCAUUAUAACGCGUCGCCUUUUGGCAUAAAAUGCACACCACAUUCUGCCUCUAUGUUGUGAAUAUUUUUACAAAUAUUUGUGGAAGAAAAUAUUCUUCCGGCGGUUAAGAUACGUCUGAUAUUAUUACAUCAGAUAUACUUGCUGUGUAUCAUAUACAUAUAGACUUGUACUAUUCAGACUGUAUGUGGAAUAAUUAUUCUGGCAUCUCCUGAGGUAAAUCUUUUUAUCAAGUAUUAGCAAAGGAAUAACAGCAGUUUAAAUAAGCUGUUUUGCUUUUUGAUUUUUCCAAUUAUAUACAAAUAAUUGGAAAUUUUAUUUUUAUCAUUGCCCUUUAUGCUAUGAAACAAUUUUUUGAAAAAUUGUUUUUUCUUUUAAAGAUUUUAUAAUGAAAAAAAAUGAACAAAAUAAGUUUUUUACACAAACAUCAUACAUACUUAUUCAUUUUUAAUACGAUUGAUACAUUGUUUGUAAUGUAAGAAAUAUUAGUAAGUGAAAAAAUUAUAGAAUGAAAAUAAAUAUAUAAAUUUUUAGAAAAAUCAUUUAAACUUAUAUUAUUUAAUGUAUUCAUAAUGAGAAAUUUAUAUUUCUUAACGCAUUUCUAAUUAUUUUCUGAUAAAAAAUGAUAUCUAUGCAUAUAUAUAUAUAUAUAUAUAUAUAUAUGAUAAUAAUAAGUAAACUAUGAAAAUAAACCACUUUUGAAUGAAUAGUAUGUAUAAUGUUUUUGUUUUAAAACUUAUUAAUGUUAAUGUGCGGAAAUUCAUGUAUAUUUUUUAAAUACUUCUUUUUAUCUAAUUAUUUCGAUAUUCUUGCUUUCUUAUUUCCGUGUAAACAAUAAGAAUAUGUAGUCCUAUUGUGUAAUUAUUAUUAUUCGUUAUGUUUACAUUUUAUUGAUAACAAUAUAUUAUAUUAAUUACU
This is a messenger RNA of Apis cerana (Asiatic honeybee), 4384 nucleotides long. It is a transcript of the gene drk, whose product is annotated as growth factor receptor-bound protein 2 drk. Gene Ontology annotation, molecular function: protein binding. The record is from RefSeq and is a predicted model, not a curated record. Lineage: Eukaryota; Metazoa; Arthropoda; Insecta; Hymenoptera; Apidae.